Messenger RNA from Bipolaris zeicola 26-R-13, 1608 nucleotides. RefSeq lists its product as uncharacterized. The annotation marks the transcript as partial. Gene Ontology annotation, biological process: secondary metabolite biosynthetic process; amino acid activation for nonribosomal peptide biosynthetic process. The record is from RefSeq and is a predicted model, not a curated record. NCBI's taxonomy places the organism in Eukaryota, Fungi, Ascomycota, Dothideomycetes, Pleosporales, Pleosporaceae. Gene Ontology annotation, cellular component: cytoplasm. The transcript is spliced from 2 exons. Gene Ontology annotation, molecular function: phosphopantetheine binding.
AUGGUUCAGCAUAGCGAACCACAUCUAGUUCUGUGGCAGGAAGAGAAAAUUGGCAACGUACUACAAGAAGCAUGCAAUGUGUCUGGAGCCCGAACAGUGAGUAUCUCGGAACUGACUAGCCACGAGAGUAUUAGUAGUGCUGUUGAUGUGAGUUCUUCUGAAUUAGGGGAAGUUUACGCGAAGGACUCUGCCAUGAUUAUGUACACAAGCGGCUCUACGGGUACGCCUAAAGGUAUUCUUCUCGCACAUGAAGGCCUCAGGAAUUGGGUCGAAGCCGCCCUUCACCUUUUUGAAAUCGGCAGAGACGAAACCUUCCUCCAACAAACGUCCUGCAGUUUCGAUAUGUGCUUUGUGCAAAUAUUCCUCGCACUUUGCUCUGGCGGACUUCUCUGUCUAACACCAACAAAACUUCGUGCAGACGCCACUUUUAUCACUGAAGCUAUCGCUACUGAAAAUAUAACGUUCACAGGAGCAACACCAUCGGAGUACUCAAACUGGCACCGCUACGGAGACCACAGAGCACUCUCACAGAGCUUAUCACACUGGCGAACGGCUUUGACCGGUGGUGAGGCCACUACGUAUGCUACGCUAGAGCUCUUUUCAUCCCUUGCUGGAUCAGGUGAUUAUGGCAAUGGACCACGUUUCUUUAAUGUUUACGGACCUACUGAGACAACCAUUGGUGCGACGGGAACAGAGUUGGAAUAUUUUGGUGAUUUCAAGUCCGCAGAGAUCCAUGUAGGCAAGCCCUUGGCUGGUUGUCUUGUCUAUGUCAUGGACGAAAGGCUGCAACCAGUGCCCGUCGGCAUUCAAGGCGAGAUUGUGAUCGGUGGCGCAGGGGUUGCCCGAGGCUACCUGAAAAACCAAGAGCUUUCAUCGGAGAGAUUCGUUCCAAACCCGCUAGUACCACAGCACUAUCGUGCCAAAGGUUGGACCAAAAUGCAUCGUACCGGGGAUAUUGGUAGAUGGCGUGAAGAUGGCGCUCUACUCAUUGAGGGGCGCAAAUCCGGCGAUACCCAGAUCAAACUGCGAGGGCUUCGAAUCGAUCUGGCCGAGAUCGAGAACAGUAUACUAAGGGAAUCCCAAAAUACUCUGGCUCAAGUUGUUGUGUCUGUCCGCCACUCCACACAGCCGUCAGUUCAGUUUAAUGAAGGGUUUCUUGUUGCACAUGUAAAGUUCCAGCCCGGAGUAUUUCCAUCCCGUGGAGAACAACAAGCCUUUCUGAACGAGCUUCUUGCUCGACUGCCACUACCACAGUAUAUGCGCCCUGCUGCAGCAUUUCCAGUUGAAAAUCUUCCCAUGAUGAUAUCUGGGAAGCUAAACCGCAAGGCAGUGGCCGACUUACCUCUGGAGCAAGAAGGCUCGUCUUCUUUGGCGUAUCUGCAAAGAGUCACCGACAACAGACCACUCACUAAGACAGAAGCACGACUAAAGGAUCUCUGGGAGGCCUGCAUUUCGGAUGAUAUUUCGAAGCAAUAUGCAUUUGAACCGAACACAGAUUUCUUCCAUGUCGGCGGAAAUUCUACCCUCCUGCUCAAGCUGCAAUAUGACAUCCGGAGGAACUUUGACGUCUCACUCACGUUGCUGGACAUGUUCCAGUACUCUACACUG